Molecule: messenger RNA, 1209 nt
Organism: Boleophthalmus pectinirostris (great blue-spotted mudskipper)
Lineage: Eukaryota; Metazoa; Chordata; Actinopteri; Gobiiformes; Gobiidae
Product: ankyrin repeat domain-containing protein 7-like
Exons: 2
Coding region: 115-1209 (364 amino acids)
Molecular function (GO): protein binding
Source: RefSeq, a predicted model, not a curated record
ACGAUCAGAAGACAGAACAGAGUGAACUUCACACAGAGACACUCCCAGACUUUUCACUUUCACAUUUGCACUUUCACUUACAACAGCAUUUGUAAAAACAUUACAACUGCCACAAUGUGGAAGGCACUGAAAAACUUUUUCAACUUUUCCAAGAAAAAGGAAAGUUGUACUGGUGAAACCAGCAGCAGCAGCAGCGUCUCUUGGGGCUACGAGCUCAGGGACAGAGACCUGGGGAAGAUCCACAAGGCGGCAGCACAGAGGGAUUUGGUCAGAAUAGAAAAACUUCUUACCAAAAAGAGGCGACGCAUCAAUAAGCAGGAUAAGAAACAGAGAAGUGCUCUGCAUAUCGCGUGUGCUCUUGGAUACAACGACGUGGUACAGUUACUUUUAGGAGUAAAUGCAGAUCUGAACCUUCGCGAUGAUAAAAAUCAAUCGGCCUUAAUGAAGGCGGUGCAGGGAGGACAUUGGACCUGUGUCCACAUGCUCCUGCAGAACUGUGCAGAUCUCACCCUGCGGGACAGUGAGGGAGACACAGCGCUGCACAUGGCAGCGGGCACCUCGUGUGUGUCCAUAGCUCAACUGCUCCUGGAGCGCGGGGCUCAGAUAAAUGUCCUUAAUGGCCGUGGUCUUACCCCUCUGAGUGUGGCGCUCCGCCUGGACCACACUGACAUGGUGAAGUUUCUUCGAAAGAACGGAGCAAAUGCCAGAGUCCGGAAAUAUAAACCAUAUACUCAUCUGGAGUUACAAAAUGAGGAGAGUCGUCAGAAUGAUACAAUGAUGUGCGACGAGUUUAAAGAAAAGCUUCAGAGGAAGGAGGAGCAGCUUGAACACGAGAGACAAGAAAAACUGAAGAUGGAAGUGAGACAACAAAAGCUGGAGCUCGAGAUGAAAACCAUGAUGGACAUGAUGAAACAGCAAGAGGAGGCCCACCGUGAGACUCUGAGGCUUCUGGAGCAGGAGCACAGUGCACGAGCUCUUCAGGAAGAACACCUCAUCUCACUGAGAGAAGAUCUUCAGCGCUCACAGGCAAACAGCAGCCUCAAAGAGACACGCCUUUUACAAGAAAACAAGGCCCUUAAAAAGCAUCUGGAAGAAGCUCUCAGUGAAAUCACAGUGAUAAUUGAAUCCCUGGAGCAGCAGCGCAGUGCACGAGAAAAAGAGAUUCAGGAGGCGGCUAAGAGCAGGGCUCUUUUAGAUUUUGAUGGGUAG